Filobasidium floriforme is the source of this 612-nucleotide messenger RNA. Its product is annotated as vacuolar membrane protein-domain-containing protein. Lineage: Eukaryota; Fungi; Basidiomycota; Tremellomycetes; Filobasidiales; Filobasidiaceae. The record is from RefSeq and is a predicted model, not a curated record. The transcript has 5 exons. Gene Ontology annotation, cellular component: membrane. The annotation marks the transcript as partial.
AAGAAAUGCCAGCUCCUCGGUCCCGUCGCACUGGUCGUGCAGGGCUGCAUGGGCGUGUUUGUGGUCCUGUCCCUAGUUGUCAAACGGCAGUAUGAAGGUGAUGCCAAGAAGGGGAUACCACGGCGUCGAUGGAGGGUCUGGUCGAUGGACGUCGGCAAGCAGUUGAUCGGACAAGGAUUUGUGCACUUUCUGAACGUGUGGAUAUCGGCCGGUGUUGCAUCACACGAGGGCGACAUCAACCCUUGCAGCCUAUACUUUCUAAACGUCCUAAUUGACACCACGAUCGGUGUUCUGUUUCUAUAUCUAGCCAUUCAGGGCUUCACCUGGACGUGCGAACGCAUAUUCGGGCAGAAACCAGGGUUCAGGAGCGGCGUCUAUGGCGAUCCUCCUAGCUAUAAACCGCAACUCGCCAUCUACCUCGUGUCCCUCACGCUGAUGAAGAUCGGCGUCAUCCUGCUCUUCUACCUCUGCGCCGAAAAGCUGCUGCUGCCAUUCGCUGGCUGGCUCAUCGGUUGGAUGGGCGAGGACGUUCAAGUCAUCGUCGUCAUGGCCGUCUUCCCCUUGAUCAUGAACGUGCUGCAGUUUUGCCUCGUCGACUCGCUCAUCAAAGGG